Messenger RNA from Salmo salar (Atlantic salmon), 1250 nucleotides. The record is from RefSeq and is a predicted model, not a curated record. Lineage: Eukaryota; Metazoa; Chordata; Actinopteri; Salmoniformes; Salmonidae.
ACAUGAGUGGGGAAACUUGUUAAACAUGAAAUGCAGUAACAUUGCUGACAUUACCACAUCCUGCCCUACCUUGGAUGAUGGGUUUAUAAGGAAGGACCUGUCUCCCAGCCCAGAUACCACUGCUGUUCAUCUGCCUGUCUACCAGACCAGCGUACCACUGCUGUUCACCUCCCUGUCUUUCUUUCCAUAAUGAAGCUUAUCCUGACUCUCUCUCUCAUCUGCACUCUCUUCUGCUCAGUUGAGAUGCUGCAGUGUUUCAAAUGCAUUGGUGAAGAAUGUACAAACUCAUCUUUAGUCAACUGUCCAGCCAUUUCCAACAAAACAUGUCUCACUGCAAACCUAAGGGCAAAAGGUCUCAUCAAUGUCACCACGGUAGUCAAGGGGUGUUCACCAACCUCCAACUGCGGAUCUCCUCUGAACAAUGGAACCACAGUGUCAGUGAACCAGGGCUUCUCAUACACUGCCUUUAACUUGCUCUGCUGUAACACCGAUGGGUGCAACAAUCAAACUCAGCCUGCCCCCAAUUCGCUGGCUAAUGGAAGACAAUGUCCCUCCUGCAGCAGCUUCCAAGACACGGUGUGUAACAGCACUGUGGCCUGCCUGGGUGUGGAAGACCAGUGCUUUAGCGGCAGUGUAACACUUGGCUCUACCAAUAUUACUACGGUGAAUCUCAAGGGCUGUACAACUUCCAACAUGUGCAACUCUAUUGAUCAACUGCUGCCCUCAGUGAAUCAACUGCUGCCCUCAGUGAAUCAACUGCUGCCUUCAGUGAAUCAACUGCUGCCCUCAGUGAUUAUCAUGAGUGCAAUCACGGCUGUGAAUUUCACCUGUAAGACAGCUCCUGCAACUGUAACCACAGCCCCUGUAACUGUAACCACAGCCCCUGUUACUGUAACUACAGCCCGUGUAACAGCCACAGCCUGGUCAAUCCGACUGAGCCUAGUCCCUCUGCUGCUGGGCCUCACCAUCAGCAAACUUAUUUGAUAUAAACAGAGAUGAACAUAUCGGGACUCAUCUGACAACAUAAUGCAUUGAUUAAAAAACAACAGAAUGUACAAUGAUUUUCAUGUAUUGUGAAAUACGCACUAUAAUUGAAAUUCUGUUUGCUAGAUGAUGCCCAGUUACAUUAUAUAGUGUGCUUGCUUGAGGAAAUACUUUCUUAUAUAUUACUCUGUAUAUUUUAUAAAGUGUGAUAGCUUGUAAGUUUAAAACAAGUCAAUGCCAAUAAAGUUUCUAUCACUUUACCAAAA